Molecule: messenger RNA, 1364 nt
Organism: Selaginella moellendorffii
Lineage: Eukaryota; Viridiplantae; Streptophyta; Lycopodiopsida; Selaginellales; Selaginellaceae
Product: myb-like protein Q
Exons: 3
Coding region: 29-1258 (409 amino acids)
Biological process (GO): regulation of DNA-templated transcription
Cellular component (GO): nucleus
Molecular function (GO): RNA polymerase II cis-regulatory region sequence-specific DNA binding; DNA-binding transcription factor activity, RNA polymerase II-specific
Source: RefSeq, a predicted model, not a curated record
CAGCUUCAACAACCAGACGCAGGAUACCAUGAACGACGAGUCGGAGAAUUCCGUGGACAGGGACGCCGAUUGCUCGCAGUCCAAGCUGUGCCACCGCGGCCACUGGCGGCCCGCCGAGGACGAGAAGCUCAAGGAGCUCGUCCGGAUCCACGGGCCUCAGAACUGGAACGUGAUUGCCGAGAAGCUCGAGGGUCGAUCAGGAAAGAGCUGCCGGCUGCGAUGGUUCAACCAGCUGGAUCCCCGGAUCAACCGCAAGCCAUUCUCCGAGGAAGAGGAGGAGCGACUGCUCGCCGCGCACCAGCUUCACGGGAACAAGUGGGCGAUGAUCGCCAGGAUCUUCCCCGGGAGAACUGAUAACGCUGUCAAGAACCACUGGCACGUUGUCAUGGCCAGGAAGCUCCGCGAGAGGUCCCGGAUGCAAGGACGUAAGAAGAGCCAGGCUUCCUGGAGAACCAAGCGUCCCAGCAUCGGCCAGACGGUAGCCCAGUCCCUCACGGCGUGGAUCCAAAAGUACUCUCUUGUCAACGACGAUCGCUUGAAAUCGGCUUGCAACGCCGGCGGUGCCACCAAGUCGAUCAACAGCACCCUCUUCCAUCGAGCGGCGGACCGCCUGGACCUCAAUGCCGUGCCGCAGGAUCAUUUCGACGCGAGCGCUCGCAAACUCGGGAGCAAUGCGGCCACAAGAGCUUCUUCCGGGCCACCUCCUUCUCAGCCGACUCUUCUCCUCUCGCAAGCCUGUCCCUGGGGCCAUCCCACUUGCAGCCAAGACGCUCUCGCCGGAAAGAUCUACACUGGCCCUGCUCCAAUGCACCACCAUGGCCUCUUCCAUCUCGACGAUAUCAGCGCAAACGGAGUCACGUCUCUGGGCAGCGCUCUCAGCAGCCACCAAAGUCCGUCUCUAAGCAAAGUCGCCGCCACCUCCGCCACCACCACCACCACCGCCGCCACCGCCGUGAAUAAAAGGAGCCACCACCACCAUCUCGAUGCUGCCAGUUCCUGGUUGAUAGGCCACCACGAACAGUCUCUGGAGGAUAGCAAACGCAGCUCCUCCUCCGUCUCCGAUGUGUCCGAGUGCAUUCAUCCGUUUCCAGUGAAGCCAGCUCUUGGAUUGGAGUCGACCACCGCUGCUGCUCAGGAUGCCAGUUCUUUGCUUUUGACACCGUCGUCAAGCCCAGGUCCUGCUAUCAGCUGCGAUGCUGGAUCCGGAGGAUCGACGAGCAGACCUUUCAUAGAUUUCCUUGGGCUGGGAGCUUCAUAAGGUCAACCCGGAUUAUAAAUGAGCAGCGACCGAAGGGCCACGGUCGGAAGUGGUUUCCUUGUCAUUUGUAACAACAUAUAUAUAUAAAGAAUGUCAGUCAUCGAAA